CAUAACAUUCAGGGGUACAAACGAUGGCUUCGCGAUCUUUAGCACAAGUGGGUCGCGUCGCUACGACCCGCUUGCUAAGAUCUAACCUACAACGGAUUGUUUUGCCAGCUACCGCUAGUGUACGUCAAAAUUCCACUACUGUUGACAAGAAGGGCGUCCACACUUCUGUCGUCUCUCAAGCACAACCGCAAGCCUCAACCAGAGGUGACAAGGAAGCACCAAAAUCGGCAAGCUCUGGAUCAAAAGGAAAAAUUGUGGCAGUUAUCGGUGCCGUCGUUGAUGUACAAUUCGAUGAGAAUCUACCACCUAUCCUUAAUGGUCUUGAAGUCACAGGACGCAAACCUCGCCUCAUUCUUGAAGUCUCGCAACAUCUCGGAGACAAUGUCGUCCGAUGCAUUGCUAUGGACGGAACUGAAGGUCUCGUUCGUGGACAAGAAGUCGUUGACACCGGAGAUCCAAUCAAGAUCCCUGUCGGACCUGAAACCCUUGGUCGUAUCAUGAACGUCAUUGGAGAGCCCAUCGAUGAGCGAGGUCCCAUCCCAGCCAAACACAAGGCCCCUAUUCACGCUGAAGCCCCAGAAUUCGUCGAAAUGUCUGUCGAGCAAGAGAUUCUUGUGACUGGAAUCAAGGUCGUAGAUCUGCUCGCUCCCUACGCCAAGGGAGGAAAGAUUGGUCUUUUCGGUGGUGCCGGAGUCGGAAAAACUGUACUUAUCAUGGAGCUCAUCAACAACGUCGCAAAGGCUCACGGAGGUUACUCCGUGUUCGCUGGUGUUGGAGAACGAACUCGUGAGGGUAACGAUCUGUACCACGAGAUGAUUGAAGGAGGUGUCAUCGAUCUCAAGGGCAACAACUCGAAAGUGUCGCUGGUGUACGGACAGAUGAACGAGCCCCCAGGAGCUCGAGCUCGUGUGUGCCUCACUGGUCUAACUGUUGCCGAAUACUUCCGUGACAAAGAAGGACAGGAUGUGCUACUUUUCAUUGACAACAUUUUCCGUUUUACCCAAGCUGGUUCGGAAGUGUCUGCUUUGCUAGGACGUAUUCCAUCUGCUGUAGGAUACCAGCCUACCUUGGCCACUGAUAUGGGUACCAUGCAGGAGCGUAUUACCACCACCACCAAAGGAUCCAUUACAUCAGUACAAGCUAUCUAUGUACCUGCUGAUGACUUGACCGAUCCUGCUCCCGCCACCACCUUCGCUCACUUGGACGCCACCACUGUAUUGUCUCGAGGUAUCGCUGAAUUGGCCAUCUACCCCGCUGUCGAUCCCCUUGACUCUACCUCGCGUAUCAUGGACCCUAACAUCGUCGGACAGAGGCAUUACGACAUUGCUCGUGGAGUACAGAAGAUUCUGCAAGACUACAAAUCUCUCCAAGAUAUUAUUGCUAUCUUGGGUAUGGAUGAAUUGUCUGAAGAUGAUAAACUCACUGUAUCUCGCGCUCGUAAGAUCCAACGUUUCUUGUCCCAACCAUUCCAAGUCGCUGAAGUGUUCACUGGUCAUGCCGGAAAAUUCGUAUCAUUGGAGGAGACGAUCCGAGGAUUUGAAAUGAUCUUGAAGGGUGAGCUCGAUCAUUUACCAGAGGUAGCAUUCUACAUGCAAGGAGGAAUUGACGAUGUAUUCGCAAAGGCAGAAGAACUAGCUAAGCAGCAUAGUUAG
Messenger RNA from Cylicocyclus nassatus, 1652 nucleotides. The record is from the annotation of a GenBank genome assembly. Lineage: Eukaryota; Metazoa; Nematoda; Chromadorea; Rhabditida; Strongylidae.